Molecule: messenger RNA, 2558 nt
Organism: Pomacea canaliculata
Lineage: Eukaryota; Metazoa; Mollusca; Gastropoda; Architaenioglossa; Ampullariidae
Exons: 5
Coding region: 938-1342 (134 amino acids)
Source: RefSeq, a predicted model, not a curated record
GUAACGUGGGUCAGUCGAGGAAACCAGGCGACAGGCGACACUCCACACACAUCCGUACCUAUUGCGACAUCCGGGUACUGUGCGAUCUUUAUCUCUGUCUUUAGUGUCGUGCGCGCGGUUAUAUGAGAAGGGUAAUGGGAUAGAGAGAAGACAGGUUAUAUUUGGAAACAUUUGGAAAGUAUCCGAGCCCCCCCUUCCUCUCCCUGUGUGUGAGAAAGAAAGGAGAGAAGUUUUAUUACAAUGCUUGAGACACAUGGACAACAUAUGAAGUCAUCGUGUUUGUGAGAGAGAGAGAGAAGGGGAGGGGAGAGACUGUCAACAGUUUCCAGUUCCGUGUACCCCGCUAGUAAAACACCGGUCCUUAUAGAAGCUUCCGGUCUUUGUUGGCUGUGUGUUUAGCGGGUGGUGCCAGCUUUUGCACCCGAUCUUGUCUACUGCAGCAGUGGAAACGCGAAAAGCCUCGAGACUGCAGUCCCUUGGUUUGGGGGAGAAGGGAAGAUCGAGCCACCCUGUGUUUGUGUCGGGUGUGUGUGUGUGAGCUGCUAUACUACCCGACCCGCUGUCAAACGUGUAAACCGACUUCUGCAAACGUGCAGCUGCACCUUCUGCCUCCUCUCUUUACCGAUCGAGGGACUCUUGUUAUCGUGCACGUCGUCGCCCUAGUUACCUGCUGUGUCGCCGGCCUCGUUGCCGUGACGCGUGGCAGCGUCCUACAUCCCAGUGGCUUCGUCGAUUCGUCAUUUCCAAUCGGAUGUUGUUGACGACGCUGAUGUUACGCGGGAAAACCUCGACACCACUGGACAGCUCAUGACCAACUGAUCUCCUUGGAACUAAGACCUUUCUUGGAAAAAAGAGUUACCUGGCGUGUUACUACUGAACUGGAGAAAAGAAGCUUCGGAGGCAGUUUAGAAUCAGAAAUCGGACGGUGUGCUAGAAAAUGGCCCAAAAUGUGGGAGAAAGCAGAGGUGGAGAAGGUCACGUGAUGACGCAUCAGGCGACGCCAGGAAGUCACGCGAUGGAGAGAACUGCUGCUGGCGCCGUUACAGAAGAUGAAGAGGAAGAAAAUCCCAAGUCCAGUGUGUGUUGUCUUCAAGGAUGUCUGGCGGGAACUGCUGUCGGCUUUUCUUUCUUUGUUGCCCUUCCGUCUGGUAUCCUCCUGGUGGUAUUUUCCACCAACAGCAACGACAGAGCUCUCCUGAUCGUCGGCGUCGUGCUGGUGAUCUUACCGCUCUUUGUGCUCAUCAUCGUUAUCGUCCUUUGCUUGAAUCAGCGGCGACUGGCGCGACUGCGCAAGCGCAAGACCGGCGAGAACAGCACCAGCACAUCAUCAUCAUCAUCAUAGUCGUUGAAUGACUUCGUGUGACAACUUGUAGAACGUGCCUCAACAGUUUCAUUCGAGUACAGAGGAGGGAGAAGCAAGAGGAUUGAUGACCACUCGCCAGCUUUUACCUUCAUCUUCCUGCUGCGACCCACGACCUGUGACCUCGAAGUUUGACUCGAUGGACUCGCGCCGUUGUCGCUUCUCCUGAAUCUCUUGUUGAAAACCAAGCAAGUCACGUGAUCUCAGUAUGAUAUUCUGCUCUACAGGUGCAUAAUACUUCUGUCUCGGUGUCUUACAACCCACAUUCAGGAAGCUGCUGACCGUCCUGUAAUUAAUCGCGCAUCCCUCAUCUUGGAUGGUUUGGUCUGGACGAUUGUAACAACUGUCAAAAAUGUCUGAACGAGUCCGAGUGGUAUCAUUUUCCGUAUUUAAAGGACACCUGCAGAAUCAUCCACAUGUGUAUACCUUGUUUUCAACUGAAGACUGACUUCCAAUAUUUAGACUGGAUCAUCUUGUUGAUUCUAUUUAUGGAGACCCUACGUCAAUACCAAAGGACUAUGAUAUUCCUUGACCAUGACAUUCUCUUUUUGAAUGUUUUUCCUAGACCAACAGGUGCUUGCAUAAUGGGGAUGAGCAGGAACAAACGUCUGUGCACAAAGGCACCAAGGCACAUGGAGUAAGCACGCUCUCGAACACACAUACACAGGACAUGCACACACACACACACACACACAAGCACACCUACAUACUAGUACCUGACACGAAGGCGGACAUCAGUUAUUAUUUUACGAGCACCAAGCAACAAAAAAAAAAUGUGUAAAGUGUAUGGUGUGGUAUCAUGGGUGUUUGAUACUCGACACAUAUAACUCACCCUGUUACUAAUAAUUGCUUUCGGGUGUCACGUGCAAUGCCUGUUUCCUUUGUUAUCCGAAUCUUCUGGGUUUUUUGUGGAGGGGACGUGGAAUGCUUAGCAAAACAGUUAAUGUACUUGUGUAUACUUUGGUAUUUUAUUUGGAAGUUACGAAGAGGCAAAGAGCGAAGGAAGAAGAAAAGGGAGAUAAGUGAAAAGUUGUCUGCAUACUACACGAUUGUAUAUAAGCGGCAAGUAAAAACCACAUUGAGAACCCAAUUCCAUUCAUUUAUUGCUAUUAUCCCAGGAGGAGAUGGUUAGCUCCAGUGUCAGGAUAGUCAAGAGCUCAUUAUCUUUGGCCUGCCUACCACAACCCAUGUACCCGUC